This is a messenger RNA of Heterocephalus glaber (naked mole-rat), 7326 nucleotides long. It is a transcript of the gene Gpr35, whose product is annotated as G protein-coupled receptor 35. Gene Ontology annotation, molecular function: G protein-coupled receptor activity. The record is from RefSeq and is a predicted model, not a curated record. Lineage: Eukaryota; Metazoa; Chordata; Mammalia; Rodentia; Bathyergidae. Gene Ontology annotation, biological process: phospholipase C-activating G protein-coupled receptor signaling pathway; positive regulation of Rho protein signal transduction. Gene Ontology annotation, cellular component: plasma membrane.
GAUGGGGAGGUCCUGUGGGGCCUGUCAGACCUUGCAGGGGCCCAGACCACUGCUGGACUCAGGCCAAGGGCUGUGAGGGCCGGGCCAUCAGGACAGGCGCCAUUUGGGCGGAGGACCCAGGGCUCCAGACGCACUGUGGGUGCAGCGCCUUUGAGCUGUCUCGGUCCCUGUCUCCCUGCACACAGCCAAGCAUGGUCCUGAGAGCUGAGGAGCCUCUCAGGGAGCCAGGGCCAGGGCCAGGUGCCGGGUGGGAGGGUGAUGCGAAGCCCCCCCCCGCCCCAUUUCUCCCUGCCAGUGCCCCUCAGCGGAGGUGCCAGCCAUGCUGUCCUGGGGAUGCUCCUGAGUGGCUGCACUUAGGACCGGCUGUGCCCUCCGUCCUCCCCUGUGUGCCCUGGGUUCACACGCCCUCCUGCCCGCCAUGAGGGAAGCCGAGCUUCUGUACCCACUCACUUGUCCUGGCCCCAGAGACGUCCCUGCAGGCUGCUGACCAGUCACAGGCGUGGGCUGCACUGAUGGAGCCACACACUGAGUGACCCGGGGUAGUUGGAGUCCACCAGGGCCCUCUGGUCAGGAGCAAUGAUGACACUGGGGCAUCCCUCCUGGAGGACACAUGAGGCUUUGGGGUCUCGGGCUCCUGAGGCCAUGUUUUCCAUCCCUAGGACAAAGGUUUGGCCUGGUGGAGUGGGCCCCAGAGGGCCAGCAGACGAGGCAACUGGCGGGUGACUUGCCCCUAGGAGGUUGCAUGGGUCCUGUGGGGUUGGGUUAGGGGCCCGUGGCUCACAAGCACCUACGUGUCCUUCCUGGUGUAUACCCAGUGUGGAGAGGACCUCGCACCUGAUGGGCACUGCUCACUGGCUGUGGUCCUUCCUGGGGGGCCAGCCCCUCUCCGUCUGGGGCUGAGGUGCCGUGUGGGCCAGGACUGGGCUCCCUGUUGGCACAGCUGCUCCUGCCACCCUUGCCUGGCCACCUGGUGGGGCCUGGUUGCUGGGCCCUGCGAUGCUCCUGUUGGCCUCCUACAACUCCCCGGGUGCCCCUUGGUGUCCCCAUCCUUGCCACUGUGACUCCUGGCUUCUGGUGGACGGAGGUCACCACCUCUUCCGGGUCUGGACCCCACCACCGGGGGCACACCAAGUCGUGUCCUGGUGAUGCACACCGCUGGCCAGCGUGCAGGAAGCCAGCACUGAUCUGAGGGCUGGAGUGUGACCAGGACUCCUGGGGAGGUCACCUGCAGCUGCUCCCACCCCGUGGGCUUCUGGGCCUGGCCAGAGACCCCUCCUCCUUCCUCCACAGAGGCAGCUGCCGCCCAUCUUCUGCAGGCCACUCUGGUCUAUGCAUCUGGACACCACUUCCAGGCCCUCCAGUGCAUCCCUGUCUCCUGGGCACCUUCCAGCCCAACCUGGGAGCAAAUUUAGCUGCUGUCUGGGACAGGGCUGCACUGGGGCCAGGGCCUAUGUCACCCGCCCAGUGAUGUCUGCCAGCGGGCAGCAGGUGGCCCAGAUCAAAGCCAGUGCUGCUGCCCUUCUCUGGAAACGUGCUAGGUCGGCAUUUGGGGUGAGAUGUCUGGUCAGGAAGAGGAGGAGGUGGAGUUCCCAGCCCCCCUGCCAGGGGCUCUGGAGAGUCCACGGCCUGCUGAAAGACUCCAUGGGGCUGGGGAGCCUGGCCUUUAGGCCCCACCCAACAGUGUGGACGCCGGGAAGACACAGGACCUGGGCACGUGGUUCUCACCCCCUGCCCCCUUGGCAGCAUCCCCUUGCCCUUGGCCUGAUGGCCGACACGUGGGAGCCCGGCUGUGCCCUCUGGCUCCUGGGAGACGAGCAGGCGCCAGCCAUAGGCUGUGCUGGAUGCCAUUUCCCUCCCAGCCUGCAGAGGGCUAGAGGCCAUCCAGGUCCCCGCGUCCCCACCCAGCCUGGGACUCCAGGGUUGCUGCCCCUUGCCAGGCACUGCCAGUAGCCGGGCUCCUCCUGGGCCUGCAGGGGGUGCACUUGAGCCGUGCCUCCACGUCCCUCGCCAGGGCUGUCCCAGCUCUUUGAGCCUGUCUGCCUGUACCCAGCAGCUCCCAUUCCCAGUGUGUGCUGGGCAGCUGUUGAUGUCCUUGAAGGAGGAAGUAAAGCAUUUCCUCACCUGGACCCCCACUCCCAACCGCUGUACACAUACACACUGGGUGGCUCAUAAGCAAGCAUUGUGCCCUCCGCCCUGGAGGCUGGGCAUCCAAGACCCGGGAGCUGGGGACUGUCCCAGAGGGUGGUAUCCUGGCUGUCUGCUGUCUCCUCACAUGGUAGGUGGAGGAGGGAGCUCUCUGGGGUCCCUUUUCUUUUUUGUUUUGUUUUUUUUUGGUACCGGGGAUUGAACUCGGGACCCUGUGCUUGUGAGGCAGGUGGCGGAACCACUGAGCUAAAUCCCUGGCCCUGGGGUCCCUUUUAGAAGGACACAAAACCCACCGAGAGCUCUCGUGUGGCCACAGCGCCACCUCCUCAAACCAUCUCCUUGGGGUGAAGGUUCCAGUUCAGGGGACGCAGACACUCCGUCCCAGCAGUGGCCCACCUUCCACACUCCGUCCCUCCAACAGCGCACAGGGUCCCCAGUGGUCUGUGCCGCUCUUCCAACCCAGCGCUGCCCUGAGAAACGCGAAGCUGGUGACUGUCUCCAAGCCCCUGCCCUGGCAAGGCACCCAGCACUUUGCAGAAGCCUGGAGGGCAGCCUGGCCUUUCCAUGGGGUCAGGGCUGUGUCCAGGUCCCGGGCCAGGCGGGGUCCCCAGUGACCGACCCUGCUGAGCGUGCGGUGUGCGGUACAGAGUCGGUGGCAGGAAGUGGCGGGCGGCCAGGCAGUUCCGGCUGGGCAGGUUGGGCAUGUGUGGCAUCACCUGCUUCCUGCAGACUUUGGCCGGCUCCACUGCACCUCCCAGUGCUACUUCCUGCUCUGUGGAGCCUGGCUCUUCGUCCCCUCUCUCCGUCCUCGGUGGCCCCCAUCCCAGGACAAGCUGAGCCUUAGAGGCGAGAGCUUCUGGGGCCCAGCGGGGACUAAGCAUGAGGGACACUCGGGUCGGUCCCCAUCAUCACCCACCAUCCCGUCAUGGUGAAGACCCUUGGACUGCCUGUGCCCGCGGGCAGGCCUGCCACCCGUAGCUGUGAGGUGGCCGAGACUCCCGCUGCCCCUGUGGUGGCAUGCAGGACAGUCUACACACAGCCUGGGGACCAUGAACGGCACUUGCCAGCCCCCCACCGGGGCAUACUCUCUCAGGGUCUUCAUCAUCUCCUACUCAGCCGUGCUGCUGGUGCUCGGCCUGCUGCUCAACGGCCUGGCACUCUGGGUGUUCUGCCGCCGCAUGCCGCAGUGGACAGAGACCCGUGUGUACAUGACCAACCUGGCCGUGUCUGACUUCUUCCUGCUCUGCUCCCUGCCCUUCAUGCUGCUCUCCCUGAAGGACACGGAGGACACGCUGCAGUGCCGGGUCUCGCAGGCCGUCUACAUGGUCAACAGAUACAUGAGCAUCAGCCUGGUCAUGGCCAUCGCAGUGGACCGCUACUUGGCCGUGAGGCACCCGCUGCGCGCCCGAGGGCUCCGCUCCCUGAGGCAGGCAGUGGCCGUGUGCCUGGGACUCUGGGUCCUGGUGGUCGGCUCCCUGCUGGUCCGCUUGUACCUGGGGCAGCAGGAGGGCGGCUUCUGCUUCCGGAGCUACUCCCGGCACAACUUCAGCUCCACCACCUUCUCACUGGUCGGCUUCUACUUGCCGCUGGCCAUCCUGGUCUUCUGCUCCCUGCAGGUGGUGACUGUGCUGGCCCAGAGUCCAGCCACCGAGACAGGCCAGGCUGAGUCCACCCACAAGGCUGCCCGCAUGAUCUGGGCCAACCUGAUCGUGUUCGUUGUCUGUUUCCUGCCACUCCACGUGGUCCUGACGGUGCAGGUUGCCAUGAGCCCGAGCUCCUGUGCAGCCCGCCAGGCGUUCAGCCGCGCUCUGUCCAUCACCAGCCAGCUCUCCAAUGCCAACUGCUGCCUGGAUGCCAUCUGCUACUACUACAUGGCCAAAGAGUUCCAGGAGGCGUCUGUGCUGCCCACGUCCCACAGGAGCCAGGAAUCCCAGAGCCUGAGCCUCUCCAAGAGUGCCCUGCCUGUGUGACUGCCAGCUCCUGUGGCCGCAGAGGGCCCAGGGUCAGCCCUCAAUUCGCUGGGGCCCAUGUGUGGACCCUGGGGACGCUGCACCUGCUCCCCUAGGAAGGGACAGGACGGGGCCACACACCUUCCACCCCAGGAGCUAGCACCCUGGGCACCAUGGCGCGCUUUGAUGCCCAGCCUUCUGCUCUGGUCCCCUGGGCUGGAAUGAAGCUCUCAGCCUAGUUGGUCCUGCAGGCCUGCUGUGGGAAUCGGGGAGGGAACGUGUGGGCCCAGAGGGUUGGGGACACCUUCCAGAGGACUCUCUGGGCUGUGCACCUUGGGGCCUCCUCAGGCCCUUUCAGCUCUUGCUGCCUGGGGAGCCAGGGGGACUACAGCCCCGGGAGGACCUUGGUGCGGCCAGGUGGGGCUGGAUGACAGUGUGCCCAGUGGUGUCCCCAAGUGGUUUCCUUGUCUGCUCUGCCUCAAGCACAGGGCCGACAGCCACGCUCAGGGGGACGACCAGAGCACCUGAGCCUGCAGUGGGCGCUGCCCUGGGUGGGUCUGUCCUCCCCACUGGACAUCCUUGGACUCCAUCCCAUGUCUCUGCCCUUCCGCGAGGUUGGAGCCUAUGCAGUUCUGUGGGGCGGGCCGUGCUCUCAGGCACAAGGCUGAUGGUGCCACAUGGCCGUGCCAGGAGGACCCUGCUUACUUUAUGCUUGCUUUGUCAAAGUCCUGCGCCUCUGGAUGUGGAGGGACCACCCUCGGUUCUUGUCUUGCACUGGUGGUGGCCUGCAGGAGCUCGCUAGGACAAGCUGACAGUGACUAACACUGCUGCCAACUUCUGCUCCAGCUGAACCCUCGACUUGGGGCAGCCUGAGGCUCCAGGACAAGGGGCUGCACAGCGCCAGUGGGAGCCAGGGUUCAUGAGGGAAUCAGGCCAGGCAGCAGCCCUGGGCACAGCCCUCACCCCGUCCGCCAGCUCCCGGCCCUCAGCUAAGCAGCGCUUUCAGGGGCUUCGAUGCUCCCCGGGGACCAAAACCAGACACAGUGGCUGUGUGCAGUGGAACCCUUCCCCUGGCUCCAAGGCCCUGGGUCCCCUCCCCACGCCACUCAUCCUGAGUUUGUCACCUAACCCAGGCGUCCCCAAUCCCUGGGCCACCACAGGUAUUGGCCUGUGGCCUGUUAGGACCCGGGCCGCACGGGAGGAAGCCUCCAUCACUCUAAGCUCCUGGACCCCGCCUCCUUCAGAUCAGCAGUGUUAGCUAGACCACAGGGGUGCAGACCCCGCUGUGAACUUUGAACUCUUGGAUGGGUUGUGGCUUUGUAGGUGAAGACUCUCAUCCUGAAGCUGCCCCAGCCCCUACCCAUCCACGGACAAACUGUCUUCCACAAAACAAGGUUGGGCACCCUUGGCCUAACCAGUCUCCACCUGCUCCCCCUGCCCUCUGCUCCUCUGUGGGGACGCACACCUGCUCCUAGCCCUGCUGGGGCCCUAAUAGCUGGGGCGCCCGGCACCUCCGCCUGCUGGGUGCACUCACCAACACUUCCAAGGCGCUGCCCACGUGGAACCAGGCCCAGUGCCUCCCCACCCUGGCACCCUGCAGGGGCUCUGCCCUCUGUACCCCAACCACCCAGGCAGUGGGGGGCAGGCAUGGGAGGUGCUGUGCCAGCCUUGUGCCCCUCCUCCCUCUGCUGCUCCCCAGCCAGUGACUCUCCCAUGCCCUCCAGCAGCACUGCCCACCCGCAGGCAGCUCUGCCCUGUCCGCUCCUGUGUCCCCACCCUGUGCUCCUCACCUGUGCUGCCCCUGCCUUUGGGAGGACCCAGCCUUCCCCGAGCCCACUCUGUGGUUUGGCCAGGGUGCAGCUGAGCAGGUAGUGUCCAUGUCACUGAUAUCCACCUUCCUGACUUUCAUUUCUCUUUUUAUUUUUUUAUUUUUUUGAGAUAGGGCCUCGCUAUACAGUUCAGGCUGGCCUUGAGCUCACUAUGUAGCCCAGGCUGGCAGCCUCCCAAGUGCUGGGAUUACAGGAGUGUGCUGCUGCACUUGGCUGGAAUCUUCAUCUCCAAGUAACAGGGAGUCCACAGGAGGCUCCCACCCGAGGAUGAGAUUCCUGCCAGGCAGACCAGCUGGACUGGGGCCAGAUUUGGAGGUCCAGGGGGACAGGAGAAACCAGGUUGGAGAAUUGGCUCAGGCCUACCCAGCAGCAGUGUACACUACAGUGGUAAAGAGCACUGGGCAUCAUGGUUAACUCCAGCCGGUGGGGAUAGCCUGAGGGCCCAGGGUUAAGGAUUCUGAGUUCCUGUUCUGGGUGAUCCCCCAUCCCUGCAUGUGCCCAUGGGCUGUCCCCGCUGCAGUGGAACAAAUAAGAGCAGCAGGAGAGGGAGACUCCACCCUGGGGGCCAUGUGGCGAGUCCAGGGCUGUCCAGCAGACCCCUGCCUUGCUGGAGAUGCCCUGGGCCCUGCCUGGCCUGGCAGUUACACAGGGAAGUGGGUGGGGUGGGGGCACACUGUGAUCCUUGUGACAGGCACAUGGGAGCCCAACACUGCCCAGGUGGAUGCACCCCGCCCUUGGAGCAGCCCUGCUCCGACCUCAGACAGCAAAGGAAACCCCAGAGCCUUGCCCUGGGGAGAGCCAGCCCACUGGGCCUCCACGCGGGCAGAACCCAUGCCCACGUUGUGCCCGGGGCUGUGGGCCCCUGGGAGCUGUUCACUGCCUGACCCUGUGGCCUCCAACUCUCUGCACUCCUGGCCUGGGAAUGGAGAAGCGUCCUCCCUUCAGCAGCUCUGCUGCCCCCUGGGGUGUGGCCAGGAAAACUCCAGGCUUUGGCUCCACCCCCAGGCCCACUGCCAGAGCACACCCCAGAUUUGGAGCCCUAGCACCAGUUGCUAAAGCCUGGAGCCCCAGGGCCAGGGCCAGUGCAGGGGAGCAGGGUCCAGACUCCUCCCACCACGGCUCUGGGCUGUGCCCGGGCUGUGAGGCAAAGCUACAGGGCAGAGCAGGUGCAGGACCUGGUCCCCUGCUUGGCACGGGCAGCGAGGGGCAGGGAGGGCACACUCCCCCAUCUCUGACUCUUUCCGGGACUCCCCAAACCGCAGCCUGAGGAGCAAGCAGGGCCUGCUGGGACCCCUGCUCGAGUGGCCUGAGAAACAGCAUCACGUGCUUCUGGCUCAUGCCCGGAGUGCAGGCCCCAGAGCCUCUGUUUUUGUGACAUAGCAGUAAAAUAUGGGCUAUGGUUA